AUGUCUGUCCAAGACAAUGCCAGGUUCGACUUCAUUGUCGUUGGUGGUGGCACCGCCGGCAACGUCGUCGCUGGCCGUUUGGCAGAGAACCCAAAUGCUAGAAUCCUAGUCGUUGAGGCUGGUGUGGCCAACUCUAAGGACAUCGAGGACAUCAGAACGCCCUCAAACGCGAUGGAACUCCGUGGCAGUCAGUACGACUGGGCCUACAAGACCACCAUGAUCAAGCGCGACGAUUACGAGCGUAUUGAGAAGCCUAACACCCGCGGUAAGGCGCUCGGAGGCAGUUCGUCUCUGAACUACUUCACUUGGGUGCCUGGAUCCAAGGGUACCUUUGACAUGUGGGAGGAGUACGGCGGAAAGGAGUGGACAUGGGAUAUGCUUGUGCCCUACCUGCGCAAGAGUGCCACAUAUCACGACGACGAGAACGCAUACUCACCGGACCUAAAGAAGAUUGGUACAGGCGGCCCCAUUCCCAUCUCGCACUCGGAAUUGAUUCCUGAGAUGCAGCCGUUCCGUGACCUGCUCACCAGGGCCUGGAAAUCCACUGGCCAGCCUAUCAAUGAGAACAUCUUUGAUGGCGAAAUGGUUGGUCUUACCUAUAGCGUCAACUCUAUCUACAAGGGGCGUCGUUCAGGCAGUUUUCUCUGUGUUAUUGAUAAACCAAACAUCACUAUCCUUCCUCAAGUGCAUUCUAAGAAGCUCAUCAUCGACACUGCUGAUAAGACCUGCAAAGGAGUGAGCGUCAUCACAUCCUCCGGUCAAGAACUCAACCUCUUCGCCACUCGCGAAGUCAUUGUAUCCCAGGGUGUUUUCGAGUCCCCUAAGCUGCUCAUGCUUAGCGGCAUCGGUCCUGCUGCUGAACUCUCUAAGCAUAACAUCCCAGUGGUCCUUGACUCUCCUCACGUCGGCCAGCACCUCCUUGACCACCCUGGCGUCCCCUUCGUCCUGCGUGUGAAAGAUGGCUACAGCAUGGAUGAUUACAUCCUCCGCAAGGACACCCCACAAAACAAGCAAGCCAUCCAAGCCUACCAGAACCAACACCGCGGCCCACUGGGCUCCGGCUUCCUUGAGAUGGUUGGUUUCCCACGCAUCGAUAAGUACCUCGAGAAGUCGCCCGAAUAUCGAGAGGCCAAAGCAUCCAACGGCAACAAGGACCCUUUUUGCCCAUACGGCCAACCGCACUUUGAACUCGACUUUGUGUGCCUCUUCGGCAGCGCUUUCCAGUGGCACUACCCUACCCCAAGGAAGGGCAACUACGUUACUGUCAUGGUUGAUCUUGUCCGCCCUGUCUCUGAGCCGGGUGAGGUUACUCUGAACAGCGCAGAUCCGCUACAGCAGCCAAAUAUCAACCUGAAUUACUUCAACAAUGACCUCGACAUUAUCGCCGUCCGUGAGGGUAUCCGCUAUGCCUACGAUGUGCUAAAGAAUGGCGACGGGUUCAAGGAUAUCAUUGUUGAAGAAUACCCAUGGGAGAUGCCGCUGCAUGAUGACGAGCUGAUGAAGCGAACCGUCUUGGAUCGAUCCCAAACUUCUUUCCAUCCAUGUGGUACGGCUCGUCUGUCGAAAAACAUUGAGCAGGGUGUUGUGGAUCCCAAUCUCAGGGUUCAUGGAAUCAGGAACCUGCGUGUCAUUGACGCGUCUGUCAUCCCUGUGAUUCCCGACUGCCGUAUCCAGAACUCAGUGUACAUGGUGGGUGAGAAAGGCGCUGAUGCGAUCAAGCGUGACCACAGGGACCUUUACUAG
Aspergillus udagawae is the source of this 1743-nucleotide messenger RNA. Its product is annotated as GMC family oxidoreductase. Bases 1 to 1743 code for a protein of 580 amino acids. Gene Ontology annotation, molecular function: oxidoreductase activity, acting on CH-OH group of donors; flavin adenine dinucleotide binding. The record is from RefSeq and is a predicted model, not a curated record. NCBI's taxonomy places the organism in Eukaryota, Fungi, Ascomycota, Eurotiomycetes, Eurotiales, Aspergillaceae. The transcript has a single exon.